Penicillium paradoxum is the source of this 798-nucleotide messenger RNA. RefSeq names its product peptidylprolyl isomerase. Gene Ontology annotation, biological process: protein folding; protein peptidyl-prolyl isomerization. The coding region runs from base 1 to 798 and encodes 265 amino acids. The record is from RefSeq and is a predicted model, not a curated record. Gene Ontology annotation, molecular function: peptidyl-prolyl cis-trans isomerase activity. NCBI's taxonomy places the organism in Eukaryota, Fungi, Ascomycota, Eurotiomycetes, Eurotiales, Aspergillaceae. Gene Ontology annotation, cellular component: fungal-type vacuole; endoplasmic reticulum. The transcript has 8 exons.
AUGUAUUUCAGGAACUUCUUCUUGUCCCUUUUUUUGGUCUUCGCCGUCGGCUUCGCGCUGGUUCAGGCUGAAGAAUCCAAGGAGCCUCGUGGCCCCAAGAUUACUAGCAAGGUCUACUUCGACAUUCAGCAUGGAGAUGAGUCCCUCGGUCGCAUCGUGAUGGGCUUGUACGGCAAGACCGUCCCUGAGACCGCUGAGAACUUCCGCGCUCUGGCUACUGGCGAAAAGGGCUUUGGCUACCAGGACUCUACUUUCCACCGUGUUAUCAAGGAUUUCAUGAUCCAGGGUGGUGACUUCACCAGGGGCGAUGGCACUGGCGGCAAGUCGAUCUACGGCAACAAGUUCAAGGAUGAGAACUUCAAGCUGCGCCACACCAAGAAGGGCCAACUGAGCAUGGCCAACGCCGGCAAGGAUACCAACGGCUCCCAGUUCUUCAUCACCACCGCUAUCACCUCAUGGCUUGAUGGCCGCCACGUCGUAUUCGGCGAGGUCCUCGAGGGCUACGAGGUUGUCGACAAGAUCCAGAAUGUUGCCAAGGGCUCCGGUGACAAGCCCAAGCAGCCUGUUAAGAUCGUCAAGAGCGGUGAGCUCGAGGUGGAGCCCCAGACUGAGGCCGAGGACAAAGAAUUCGACCAAGAGCCAGCGAUCUCCGAUGAGGCUCCCGCUGCCGAGAACGCUACACCAUCCUACCCCAUGCAGCCGGUCCUUGUUUUCUUCGUUCUGGUUGCGGCCGUAGGUAUCUGGUUUGUCCGCCGACGAGGCCAGCAACAGCAAGAGAAAGACCAGUACGAUGCGUAG